AUGGCGCUUGUCUCUGUCGGGACAACCUUAUCACCGCGGCACGGUGAUGGCGCGGACGCCGAUGAUCUCCACCUCCCCGUUGUGUUUUUGGAUGCCACGCACCCGUUUUCUCUUUUGCCGCGGCAGGAGGACGGACCGUGCCAGGCGUCUGUCACCAACUACCUGUGUUUGGGGAGUAUCACAGUUACACGCACGGGAAUCAUUUUUUCUCUUGUUCUCGGUGCGCAAGAUGGCUGUGAAUGCGGGCCGACGGCAUGCGACGACACUGCAAUGCUUGAAGUGGUUGUCUUCAGUGAUGUCAUCGAGGCUGUAACGGGGUUUCGCCGGUGGGUCUCCGCCACCUCGCGCUGCACGCUCUGCUACUCGCUGGAGUUGCUUGGCAGAGCGCACUGCGUCGUCUUUAGGGUGGACGGAAUAAGAUUUGCUUCACCCCACGUCAGUGAUGUCAGUAACACGGACACGACAGUGGAGGAGGUUGUCCCGCCGUGGGUGCGCCGCGUCACAGCUGCCACAGGGCUGCCUGUUGAAACGGGCCUCUGGACAUGCAGCGAAGGCGACGGUGCCAGGGAGGUUGACAUGCCACAUUCCACCUUUGCCUGGAGGAGGCUACAGGCGGCGGGCACUAUGAGGGGAGUGGGAGGUUCUCGAAGUGUUCAAGAAACAAAAAUGGGUCCUGACGCAGUGGAGUGGGCGAUGCGACAGCAAAACCUUCUUUAUGAGGCGCUUUCUGAGCAUGUUUUCCUCAUGCAUGAAGAGCAUCAGGCGAGGGAGGACAUCUUGCUCAGCUGGGCAUCGCUACCCAUUCGACUAGUAUCAUCAUUAUCGACAGCUGCGGCAAAAGCGCGACUGGGGACAAAUAUCGCACAAACAUCGCUGAGUCUGCGUGGUCGGGUGGCGACGGUUCAAGCAGAGACAGAGGUGCGUGGAAAAGAUGGCAUCGGCAUCGCAGAUGAAGUGGCGCAGCUCCUGGCGGAGGAAGAGACAGUGGCACGGAUGAAGUUUGAGAAGUACGCAGCCACCGUGCGGAGAGGUGGCUCUGGGAGCCAAACGUCAACGGAUUGCUGA
Trypanosoma rangeli is the source of this 1065-nucleotide messenger RNA. RefSeq lists its product as uncharacterized. The coding region runs from base 1 to 1065 and encodes 354 amino acids. The record is from RefSeq and is a predicted model, not a curated record. NCBI's taxonomy places the organism in Eukaryota, Euglenozoa, Kinetoplastea, Trypanosomatida, Trypanosomatidae. The transcript has a single exon.